This is a messenger RNA of Cordyceps militaris CM01, 3027 nucleotides long. RefSeq names its product MFS transporter, putative. Gene Ontology annotation, molecular function: transmembrane transporter activity. NCBI's taxonomy places the organism in Eukaryota, Fungi, Ascomycota, Sordariomycetes, Hypocreales, Cordycipitaceae. Bases 1 to 3027 code for a protein of 1008 amino acids. Gene Ontology annotation, biological process: transmembrane transport. The transcript is spliced from 5 exons. The record is from RefSeq and is a predicted model, not a curated record.
AUGGCGGUCUGCGCAACCAGUGGCUGGCCAGCUGCAUCUAGACGAUGGUUCGACCUCGUAGUUAGCGCCGUGCGAGCUCAAAUGAGCAGCGUGCCGCCCUCGAGCGCCGCCUCUGCGCCGCCAGACUCCGCUACUUUCUUUCCCCGCGCCGCCGCCGUCGCCGCCGCCUUCUCUUUCAUUCUUCCCAAAAGCUUUCGGUUAGAUCAACACAACGUUGCUCUUUUUGUUUCGGCCUACCCUCCAUCUUCUACUGCCCUGGCGCGCAGCCGCCCGCAUGUCGCACGCAUCGCCAUGGACGACGACACCAGCGCUGCCACCAGGCAUGUGCCAAAUCGUGGCCCGGCCGUCUUUGCCGUCACCGUCAUUACACUGGUGAUUUCCUCCGUCUUUGUCUUUGCGCGCAUCGCCUGCCGCUUCUUCAUCGUCAAAAAGGUGACAUGGGGCGACAGCAUCAUGAUGCUGGCCUGGCUCUUGGCCUUUUUCCUCUCUUUUACCGUCGCUUUGGGUACUUUUAGCGGAUUGGGCAAAUAUGACGCAGACAUUGACGAUCGCGACUUGCCCAGGCUUCGCCGUUGCGAAUACGUCUUUUCCAUCUUAUACAACCCUGCACUGAUGGCUGCCAAGACCAGCAUCUUGAUAUUCUACUUGCGGCUCGCCAAAAACACGCAACUUGUAUUACGUUAUGCUUCGUGGUUCACCCUCAUCGUCGUCAACCUCGCCGGAACUGUUCUCACCUUUAUGAACAUCUUCCAAUGCUCGCCCAUCCACGCCGCCUGGCAAGCCCUUUACGACGGACCUGCCAGAUGCAUCCCGCUUCUGACCGAGUUUAUCUGCGCUUCACCCGUCAACAUCGUCACCGAUCUCGCCAUCCUUGCCCUCCCCAUCCCCGUCCUGACCAGCAUGCGACUCCCUCCGCGACAAAAGACGAUUCUCAUCUUGACCUUUACCAUUGGCAUAUUCGUCACCAUUGUCGACGUCAUUCGCAUCUACUACCUGCAGCAAGCCAUCGGCUCCAGCCAUGGUUCCAUUCACAGCAGCCAGGACGCUCGCUUUGGCGGAAAUACCGAUUUUGCCUACUACGCCUCGCUGUCGCUCAUGUGGAGCGUCGUCGAGGUCAAUGUCGGCAUCGCCUGCGCCUGUAUCCCGACUCUCAAACCGCUUGUCGUGCGCCUGCUUCCCGCCAUGCUCUACGACCCUAACCGCACGAGAACCGCGUCGGCUUCCAAGAGUGGCCCCAGCGACCGCGAAACCGAUAGCCAGGGCGUCGCGACAACGCAAAACAGCCCUGCCAUUCCGCAACCCGCUUCCAUGCCUGCAAGGGCCGAUAUACCGGAUACUAGGGAUUAUUCCGUGACGGCCAUUGACUUUAUCACGACCCCAGGAAUGCGCAUUGACCAGAUCAACCUCGAUGCAAUAAACCAGACCAGACCACGCACAAACGUCCUGAGCUCCGCUGGUAGUGUUUCUGAAAACGGCGUCUAUUUCGGCUUCGUCAAUAUGAGGAAACCAAAAAGUAUGCUAAAGACAAACCUCAGGGAGUCGUUCAAAUACGGGACUCUGGUCGCUAUACUGUUCCUGCUUUGGGGCUUCUCGUAUGGUUUGCUAAACACGCUCAACAGCGCCAUUGCAGAGGUCAACGGCAUGUCCACGGCCGAAACCUUGGGCCUAACCAGCGCGUAUUUCGGAGGCGGCUACUUUUUUGGUCCUAUUCUGGUCGGCGAAUGGAUCCUCCGACGCGACGAGCACAAUCGGUCCAAGCGACACUCGAAGAACGAGGCCGAGAACGUCGGCGGCUACAAAGUGACGUUUAUUCUCGGGCUGUCCAUCUACGGUAUCGGAACCAUCAUCUUCUGGCCCUCGGCGGUGACAAACUCGUACGGCGGCUACAUGCUCAGCAGCUUCGUCGUCGGCUUCGGCCUGUCCGUGCUCGAGGUCGCGGCCAAUUCCUUCAUGGUUCUCUGCGGCCCGCACGCCUAUGGCGAGAUGCGCCUGAUGCUGGCGCAGGCCGUGCAGGCCAUCGGGAGCGUCGUCAGCGCGCUGCUGGCCCAGCGCGUCUUCUUUUCCGGAUUGCAGCAAGCAAGCCACAGCUCCAUCAACCUGGUCAAUGUUCAGUGGACAUAUCUCGGCAUCACGCUGCUGUGUGCCGCCUUGGGCCUGUUCUUCUACUACAUGCCCCUCCCCGAGGUCAGCGACGAGGAGCUCGAGGAGUCGACCAAGCGCAUCCCCAUCCAUCCCGCCAAGAAGUCGUGGUUCGGCCUUGAGCUGCGCACCGUCACUCUCAGCCUCGCCGUGCUGGCACAGUACUUCUACGUCGCCACACAAGAAAGUAACAUCAUCUGGUUUGGCAACUUGGUCGCGGCCGAUGCUGCCGAGGACCACGCCAAAAGGUCCACUGCGGCGACGGGAUCGACAGUCCAUCCGCAGCAAGUGCCUGGCCUGAGCUUGUCCACCGCCGACUAUCUCUUAUGCGGGCAGUCCAUCUUUGCGGCGUCCCGGAUUCUGGCCUCGAUCAUCUGCUACUUUUCCGUGCGAGUGCGCUUCGUCCCCAAACCGCGCACGCUGCUCACAAUCUGCAUCCUCAUCUGCUUCAUAUCCUCCAUUCUGCUGGUCACGCUGCGACCAUCGGACCCAAACUACAUCAUCGUCCCGGUCAUGCUCUUCUUCUUCGGCGAGGGCCCCAUCUGGCCACUCAUUUUCGCCAUGGGCCUGCGCGGCCAGGGGCGGAGAACGAAGCGCGCAGCCGCCUUCAUCACCAUGGGAGGGUCCGGGCCGGCCUUUUUCCCAUUCAUCAUGUAUGGCAUCAUCCACGAGGGCGGCACUGUGCACAACGCCUUCAUUGUCAUUGUCGCUCUGCAAAGCGCCAUGAUUCUGUACUCUGGCUACCUCUCCCUCUCCAAGGAUGCGAAAUUGCUCAUUGACCCGCAGGGGCCUUUGCAUGAAGCAAGAAGAGAUGAGGAGAAACACGCAAACGGGGAACACAAUAACGGCGAGGUCCCUGUCACCAAACAAACGAAACAAAUCGAAUAA